Molecule: messenger RNA, 1139 nt
Organism: Gaeumannomyces tritici R3-111a-1
Lineage: Eukaryota; Fungi; Ascomycota; Sordariomycetes; Magnaporthales; Magnaporthaceae
Product: N-acetyltransferase 5
Exons: 2
Coding region: 356-928 (190 amino acids)
Biological process (GO): N-terminal peptidyl-methionine acetylation
Cellular component (GO): NatB complex
Molecular function (GO): protein-N-terminal amino-acid acetyltransferase activity
Source: RefSeq, a predicted model, not a curated record
GCCUCAAUCGUCCCAAAUACUUCACCCCGCCCGCCACUUUCUGCAAGCCACACACAAUCGCAGGCUUGAUGCCGGAUUCCAGGCCCAAAAAAAGCAAAGCUUGUGGGCGGGUUUGACAACAGCGCGCCGCGCAUUCCGAGUUCCAGUUCCCGGAACCCAAAUAAAAUAACAUAGCUAUCAUCUCGUUUGUCAAGCUCGCCCGCCUUACGUCAGUCGACACAAAACCCAUUCACUCCGGCUGAGCUGGAUGAGGCUCGGUGGGAUCCAGUCAAGCCCCCACGCUGCGUUGGUCAAGGUUCUGGGAAAGUCACCUCCCUAAUUUAGCCGGCCAUCAACACCUAUACAUGAAAAAAGGAUGGCAAACUUCCGGCAGUUCAGGCCCAGCGACCUCUCCAAGCUUUCCAAAUGCAACCUGGAUCCCUUCACCGAGACCUAUGAGCUUUCCUUCUACCUGCAGUACCACGCGAAAUGGCCCUCGCUCUUCCAGGUGGCCGAGGACCAGCACGGUAACAUUAUAGGCUACAUCAUGGGCAAGCUCGAGUCCUCGCCCGACGUGUACAAGUUCUCGGAGCACUACCUCCCCUGGCACGCGCACAUCACGGCCGUGACGGUGGCGCCCGAGGCGCGGCGGCUCGGCAUCGGGCGCAUGCUGUCGGAGCAGCUCGAGGCGGCGGCCGACUCGGGCGACGCCUGGUUCGUCGACCUCUUCGUGCGCAAGACCAACCACAAGGCCAUCGCCUUCUACAAGAGCAUGGGCUACUCCGUCUUCCGCGUCGUCAAGGACUACUACGGCGACCACUCGUCCGACCCCACGCUGCACUCCGAGGACGCCUACGACAUGCGCAAGCCCUGCCGGCGCGACGUGAAGCGCGAGCACGUCCGCGACGACGGCGAGAAGCACGAGGUCGACCCGUGCGAUGUUUGGUAAGGCGGGGAGAGGUGAAGGGAAACAGAUAGUAGCGUCACUCAUGAAGAAAGAUACGGAUCAUCAGCCUCUAGGUUUAUUCGUUACAUGGAGAUAGACUAAGGGCAAGCGCUUGAGCGGCCAGAGAUGGCUUCAAAUGACCAAGGAAAAAAAAAGCAAUCACAGAAUAUUUCAUCAUAAACUCCCAAACGCAGCAAGGAUAUCUUGAACUCGA